UCCGCCUUCACCGCAACUCUCUGUCUCGCUCUCUCUCUCUCUCUCUCUCUCUGCAAUGGCGAAGAUCGUGCAAUCCCUAAAGCGCUACUUGAAGAAGCCGUGGGACAUCACCGGCCCGUGCGCCUCGCCGGAGUACAGGCCGUCCAUCCCGAAGGCGACGGAGUACCGCGUCCCGAGCCCCGCGACGUUCCCGAUCCAGGCGUGCGUGCCGACCUCGGACCCGGAGACGGUCUACGACAUCAAGUACUUCGUCCGGGACCAGCGCCGCAACCGGCCUCCGAUCCGGAAGACGGUGCUGAAGAAGCCGGACGUGGAGAAGAUGAUGAAGGAGAGGACGAGCUUCUCCCCCGAGGAGUUCCCCCCGGUUUACCUGACCGCUAAGGUCGAGGAGGAUAUGGACACGAUCGGCGGCGGUUACCAGCGAUAGGUA
Syzygium oleosum is the source of this 430-nucleotide messenger RNA. RefSeq lists its product as uncharacterized. Lineage: Eukaryota; Viridiplantae; Streptophyta; Magnoliopsida; Myrtales; Myrtaceae. The transcript has a single exon. The record is from RefSeq and is a predicted model, not a curated record. Bases 56 to 427 code for a protein of 123 amino acids.